Molecule: messenger RNA, 1190 nt
Organism: Xylaria bambusicola
Lineage: Eukaryota; Fungi; Ascomycota; Sordariomycetes; Xylariales; Xylariaceae
Product: INO80 complex, subunit Ies4
Exons: 2
Coding region: 279-1073 (264 amino acids)
Biological process (GO): chromatin remodeling
Cellular component (GO): Ino80 complex
Source: RefSeq, a predicted model, not a curated record
AUGGCCGUGCAUCUUACCGACUAGCCAAUUGCACGCGCACGCUACAUCAACCCGGUCUGGCUGACUAUUGCCGACCAGCAUCAUCAUUCAAGUGCUUAGCAGAGUAGAAGCCAGUGGAUCACCCUAGCAUCGUGUCUAAUCAUCGUUUGACUGAAAUCCCUUCACGUGCGACUCGUACAUAAGACCACGGUUGCAUCCGGUUGUCAAAAAACGACACCACACACCAUCUCCCCUUCGAAUCAAGGUCUCUUGGCUUCAUCAGCUACAAAUCAUUCAAAAUGGCACCCAACAGUAAGCCAUCAGCCUCCAGCAAGGAGAAGGACCGCCGAAAGUCGACUGGCAAGUCGUCUACUAUUGUGACGCUGCGAGUAUCCUCCGACCGACUACGUAAGAUACUUGACCCAUCGUGGACCAAGGAGGACACUCCUAUGAAAGAGUCGUCGGUUUCGUCGCCUGCGCCUCCGAAUGAUGUUCCUACCGCUGCGGCAUCUCAAGACGAUAAUGCUACUCCGUCGAGUCCCGGUACACCAGCUGCGAGCGGGACUCCCUCGCAGAAUCCUAUGGGCCCCCCUACAGAUGGCAAGAAGAAGGGUGUGAAACGAAGUGCUGCAGCUGCGAAUGGUAAUGACCCGACAGCUAAAAUCCGAGGCAAGCCUGGCCCUAAAAAGAAAGCUAGAUUGGAGGAUGGUACUAUCGACCCCAACGGACGCGCCGCGGGGAAUACAUAUCAUAAACUUGGUCCAAAGGCAAACCAGGGUGCUAUUAAUGCCGGUCUCCGUGCACUCGACCGCUCGGGCACGCCUUGUCGAAAAUGGACUAAGGGUGGCUUCAGGUUAAAGUCAUUUACCGGUGUUUUAUGGGAGAUUCCACGCUGGACGGCGCCCCCAAAGUCCAAGCCAGAAGCGCCUACGGAAGAACCCUCUGGCUCUGCCGACUCAAGUAACAAGGAGAACAAGGACGACAGUCAGAUGAAGAGCGAGAAGAGUACCAGUAACGUGGAAGGCGAACCACUAAGCAUUCCUCCCAGCGUACAUGCUAGCUCUCCUACCCCCGUGGCUAUUGCUGCCUCUUAAAUGUGCUGCAUUGAGGAUCUUCUCAUACCAUUUUACGAUCUACCGUCCGAUCGUAUUACCAUCACGAGCGAUUUGUUUUCUCUGGCGUUUGAGGAAUAUGGAUUGACCAAAAGUACG